Molecule: messenger RNA, 1356 nt
Organism: Tripterygium wilfordii
Lineage: Eukaryota; Viridiplantae; Streptophyta; Magnoliopsida; Celastrales; Celastraceae
Product: stemmadenine O-acetyltransferase-like
Exons: 1
Coding region: 1-1356 (451 amino acids)
Source: RefSeq, a predicted model, not a curated record
AUGGAGGUGGAGAUAAUAUCCAGAGAGUGUAUCAAACCGUCUUCUCCAACACCCAGUCAUCUCAGAACUUAUAACAUCUCUCUUCUUGAUCAGUUCCAACCUCACGUAUAUGUUGCUAUCCUUCACUUUUAUCCACCAAACAAAGCUUCAAGUUCUGAAACAUCAAGAGUCUUUAAACAAUCUCUCUCAGAGACACUUACUCUUUAUUAUCCUCUUGCCGGAAAGGCCAAGGAUGGUCUUUCCGUUGAUUGUAAUGACGAGGGUGCUUGCUAUAUCAAUGCCAGAGUCAAUCGCGAUUUAAGCCAUUGUCUCAAGCAACCAACUCAAACAAUAGUCUCCAACUUUCAUCCUAGUGGGAUUGUUUUUACUGAGGUAACACCAGGUGCUCAUGUUGCUGUGAUACAGGAAACUCUUUUUUCUUGUGGUUGUAUUGCCAUAGCCUUUGCUUGUCCGCACACUAUUUUGGAUGCAACUGGUUCAACUGGAUUCAUGAAAACUUGGGCUACCAUUGCUAGACAGCCGAGCACUGGAGCCAAUUUAUCUUCCAAUUUUAAUGCGUCGUCUAUCUUUCCACAAACUAGUACUGCAUUUCCAGAGGAUCUAACAGCUGUUAACUUGACGAGUUUCUUCCAUAGAAAUGGCAAAUUUGUUGUAAAGAGGUUUGUGUUUGAUGGAUCAGCCAUAACCAAACUAAAGGCUAAAACAAUGAGCUCGGGGGUCCAUAACCCAACGCGUGCAGAGGUGGUGUAUGCAGUGUUCCUUAAGUGCAUCAUGUCAGCAUUGAGGGUAAAAUCAGGCAAACAAAAAUCAGCAUUGGCAAUAAAUACUAUGAGCUUGCGACGGAAGGUAGUGCCCCCGAUCCCUGAAACCGCUGUGGGGAAUUUUGUUUGGAUAGCUCCCAUACUCUCUCAAGUUGGGGACAUGAAAUUGUCUGAUUUUGUGCGUCGGAUAAGGGAAUCCUUGUCGCUUAUCAAUGGUGACUUUGUGAAGAGUCUUGAAGGUGAUGGCGGGUUUAACAUCUUAUGUGACUCUAUGAAUGAGUUUCGUAAAUUGUGUUCUAAGGCUUUGUCGGAAGGAGCGGAACCAAUUGCAUUGAAUAGCUGGUGUAAUAUGGGGUCUUAUGAGGCCGAUUUCGGGUGGGGAAAGCCUUUAUGGAUUCCCUUUUUUGGUGCUGCUAAACCACCCAAUGGAUUCUUCAUCAACCUCAUGGAUACAAGACAUGGAAAUGGAAUAGAAGCUUGGGUGGUAUUGGAUGAAGAAACCAUGCCAAUGCUACAACAUGACAUGGAACUCCGUUCUUUAGUCUCAGUAGAUCCAAGUCCUCUACAAAUUGGUUUGUUAAGCUCAAAGCUUUGA